Molecule: messenger RNA, 2556 nt
Organism: Acaulospora colombiana
Lineage: Eukaryota; Fungi; Glomeromycota; Glomeromycetes; Diversisporales; Acaulosporaceae
Source: the annotation of a GenBank genome assembly
AAUGGAGCUCGAAAUAGCACCCAGGGACGAAUUCAGACUCAGGAGGUGAAUCGAAAUUCGGAAGGUUGUGCGUGGUCAAUAUGCCUGAAAUGGGCAUAUGUUAUCAUCAGACGGGGGCAUAGACCGUUGUACGGACCCCUACCUCUCCUCAUUGCCAGUGGCAAUCCCAUCCACUCUUUUCGUUUACCAUUCCACUCUUUUCAAACUGUCUGCAAACAUAUUCUUACCCUUGAUCAAGCCGCGACCGCUCAGGCCCAGCAACGCGAUAAUACCGCAACGCGCGCCCUGACGGCAGUUCCCAUCAAAACCUCUUCCGGCAAAUGUCUCUUUGUCGACCCUACCACCGGCGACUUUCGCGCCAACCUCAUCCCAGUCCAAAUCAAGGACUGUGAUGGUAGUGCAGGUCAACAGUGGGACGUUAUCACCGCUGGAAAGCAUAACAAUCAGCCCGGCUUUGCCUUGAUCGUCAGCACUCAGGCAAGGCUGAGGGAAACAAGGUCCUCUUGUUCUCUUGUGGUGGACGAGCUGAUGGAGACGGUCAAACCACCGACUCGCAGCUCUUCCAGUUCUCUGGUAGUGUCACCACCGGCACCAGAGUUCUUAGCCCCAAGAACGGCAACAACCAGAAAUGCUUUGCGCCCAAGGGAAAUCUCCUCGAUGUUACCGGAUGUAACUCGAGUGCUGAUCAGGUCCACGACGACCCCGGCUCCUUCGACUACUUCUACCCGUGCUUCGUCCACCGUCACCCCUGUCUCCCGCGCUGGUGGAACUCUCAACCCCACUGCCGCCGCCGAAGCCCAACAGAGGGACAACACCGCUACUCGAGCAUUCACCUCCAUCCAAAUUAAGACUUCAAGCGGCCAAUGUCUCUCUGUCGACCCCACUGCCGGUGAUUUCCGCCAAAACCUUAUCCCCAUUCAGACCGUCAACUGCGACGCCAAUAGCGACCGCCAGAAAUGGGACGUUAUCACCGCUGGCAAGCACAACAACAAGCCCGGAUUCGCGCUCGUCGUCAGCUCACUCGUCAACGGGUGCCUCAACUUUGAUGACCGCCGUGCUGCGGGUGAUCAGGUCAUUUUGUUCUCGUGCGGUGGACGUGGUGAUGGCAGUGGUGGAACCCAAGGUGCACAACUCUUCAAGUUUGCGGCGGGCCAGACCACUAUUGUUUUGAGCCCCGAGACUACCAACAACUCUAGGUGCAUGGUGCAAAAGGGCGGGCUUUUGGACGUCACCGCAUGCAAUGCCAACUCGCCUAGUGCCGAUCAGGUCUUUAGUCUCGGAAACGCUGGCACCAACGUCAACGCCAACAACAAUAACGUCCAAAACACCGUCUCGACUGCUUCGGCGUCGAGGGCCGUUGUUACUCCUGCCGCUGUCUCAAGUUCUACUCGUACUUCUCCCACUGUCACCCCUGUCUCUCGCGCCGGUGGAACUCUCAACCCCACCGCUGCAGCUGAGGCUCAACAACGCGACAACACUGCUACCCGUGCCCUCACCGCCGUCCAAAUCAAGACUUCAAGCGGCCAAUGUCUCUCCGUCGACCCCACCGCUGGUGACUUUCGUCAGAACUUGAUCCCCGUCCAAGCCGUCAACUGCGAUGCGAAUAGCGACCGCCAAAAAUGGGACAUUAUCACUGCCGGAAAGCACAACAACAAGCCCGGAUUCGCUCUCGUCGUUAGCACGCUCGUCAACGGCUGCGUCAACCUCGAUGAACGCCGUGCUGCCGGUCAAACCAGUAUCGUUUUGAGCCCCGAGAAUACGAACAAUUCGAGGUGCUUGGUGCAAAAGGGUGGAUUGUUGGAUGUGACCGCGUGCAAUGCCAACUCACCUAGUGCAGACCAGCGCUUCACCUUUGGCAACGCCGUCAACACCAACACGGGUAACAACAACGCCAACAAUGGAAACAACAACGCUGUCGUCUCGACCACCAGGGCUGCGACUACGAGCACUCCAGCUCCCGCUGCUACCAACACGGCCACUAGGGCCUCUGCCACUGUCACCCCCGUUUCUCGUGCUGGUGGAACUUUGAACCCAACCGCUGCCGCCGAAGCUCAACAACGUGACAAUACCGCCACCAGAGCCUUUACCAAGGUCCAAAUCAAGGUAUGCAUCUCACCUUUUUUCAUUUUGCUCGUGCUGACAAUUUGUAGACUUCGAGUGGCCAAUGUCUUUCUGUUGACCCUACCGCCGGUGAUUUCCGCCAAAACCUCAUCCCUAUCCAAACCGUCAACUGCGAUGCGAACAGCGACCGCCAGAAAUGGGACGUCAUUACUGCUGGCAAGCACAACAACCAGCCAGGAUUCGCGCUCGUCGUCAGCUCACUCGUCAACGGAUGUGUCAACCUCGAUGACCGUCGUGCCCCCGGAGACCAAGUCAUCCUCUUCUCGUGUGGUGGACGUGGUGAUGGAAGUGGCGAGACCAACGGCGCACAGCUGUUCAAGUUUACAGCGGGCUCCCGAAACAUUGUUCUCAGCCCCCAGAACACGAACAACUCCAACGCUGAUCAGGUACAUUUCCCCACAUCCUUCAUCUUCUCAACUGACCAUUUUCUCCUAG